GCUGUUCCGGCUCUGGUGCUCAUGUAAUCGGUGGUCAACAUUCUAUUUUCCGAAAAAAUUAAAUUAAACUGAUUAAAAUGCUGCGUCGCAUUGUCCAAGUGGGUGCCCGGGAGUUGAGCCGAGCCCAAUCGUCAACCGCCAGCGCGGAAAAGUGGGACCUGUACGCCGGAGUGCUCGUAGAGCGUCUCCCUGUGGUGUCCAAGUCCCUUAAUCCGCUGGAAAAACAGUUCCAAGACUUGCUAUGGCGCGUGGAGUACGAAAACAGCCUGAAGUCUGACCAUGAACUCAAGCAUGAACGUGAGAUCGUCCAGGCGGAGCUCAUAAAGCAGGGCAAGAUCCAGGUGGACUUGGAGGACGCAGGAUCCAAGCAGACAGCUCAGGACCUCAAGGACGCCUACGUCGAGGAGCUAAAAAAGUUCCAGUUGGGCUCCCGCACCACGCCCGAUGACCAGGCCAACAGAACCACCUCCACGGACCGCUGUCUGGAUGACACGCUCUACCUUUUGGUACAGCAGAAGCUGGGCCAGCAGGAGCACCUCAUUCUACCGCAGGGAAAGCGUGAGGAGGGAGAGUCCAUGCGUCAGACUGCAGAAAGAGUGCUCCGCGAGAGUUGCGGCCAGGAGCUGCAGGUUCUUUUCUACGGCAACGCCCCAGUGGGCUUCCACAAAUACAAGUAUCCCAGAAACCAGCGGACGGAGACUGUCGGAGCCAAGGUCUUCUUCUACAGAGCAUCCCUGCGGUCCGGCCAGGUGCCCGAAAAUCUGACCAAGUUCGAGUGGCUUCCCAAGGAGGCGCUCAAUGAAAAGCUGACCAAUACAGCCUAUGCCCAAAGCGUUAAAAAGUUCUUGUUGUAAUCGUAAUUGUUAAAAUUGUUUUGAUAUCUAACAAAUAAAUAAAAAUACUUCAGAG
This is a messenger RNA of Drosophila melanogaster (fruit fly), 909 nucleotides long. RefSeq names its product mitochondrial ribosomal protein L46 (gene mRpL46). Gene Ontology annotation, cellular component: mitochondrion. Gene Ontology annotation, molecular function: metal ion binding; structural constituent of ribosome; hydrolase activity. The transcript has a single exon. Lineage: Eukaryota; Metazoa; Arthropoda; Insecta; Diptera; Drosophilidae. Bases 78 to 854 code for a protein of 258 amino acids. The record is from RefSeq and is marked reviewed.